CGACGGGGAAACACGUUUUCAAGAGUGGAAGUGGCUUAUCUGCGUGUAGAAAACCCUUUAAAACUUUGAAAGUCAUUAAUGACGUUUAUUAUGGAUUACAAGAAACACGUCGGCUGCUGGAUUUUUAAUCGCGCGUCAGGAUCCGUCAACACAUUCACCAUUAAAACAGCUGGAGCUCAAAGGUUUUCAGUAUGAGAAGAACUGCGAACAUCAGUGUCGCUGUGGUAAUAGCUGUCCUGUGGCUGAACUUUACGUGUAUUUGCGCUGAAAACCAUAGGAAGUCUGGAGUGGACACCCAGCAGAGAGGUUCUGGCGUUGCCCUGUCCGGUUCGUGGGGCUCUUGGGGGGCAUGGGGGGAGUGCUCACGCUCCUGUGGUGGAGGGGUUCAGGAACAAACUAGAGCCUGCCUGCCUCGCUAUGGUCCUCAGUCUACGGUAGCUCCCCCGAGACAGGCGGGGGCUCGUGAAUGGGGCCGUGACUUAACAGUACCACCACACAGACACACAGCAGUGGAGAACACAGGCUCAGACUCAUCUACACGAGCAGAUCACAGACUGCUGAGUGUGACCAGAUAUGGGCAGAGGAGAACAAACAGUAACCGUAUCAAUCCAGGAAUGUAUGGAAAUGGCAGAAUUCCACACGUAACUCCUUUACAGAAAGACUCUGGCCGAACAUCCCAUCACAGACAGAGACAAUCUGCAUCAAAUUACCCACACAGAAACACCAACCAAAAAGUCGGCCAGCGCCCUGUCAGGGCACCUGUACAGCAGCCUGGCUCCACCCUCCACAGCCAGCUGCAGUGGAACACAGUGGGCACACCAGCAUCAGUGCAAACUAGACCAUACAACCCGCUGCCAAACAACUCCUGCCCCGGCACACCAAACCAGCACAAAAUCUGCAACACCGUGGCAUGUCCGUCAUUGAGCAGACCAAACAGAAAUCUGCAGUGCUCCACGUUUAACACACAGCCAUUCAUGGGUCGACUUUACAAAUGGGAACAUUUUAAUGACGUUUCUGGGGAACAGCAGUGUGAACUCAACUGCCGUGCCAUUGGAUUCAGAUUCUAUGUACGCCAGGCAGAUCAAGUCAUCGAUGGAACUCCGUGUGGGCCAAACGACACGUCUGUGUGUGUGACGGGAAAGUGUCAGAGUGUCGGUUGCGAUGAUCUCCUGGGCUCUGGCAAUGUGCGUGAUAAAUGCGGUGUUUGCGGUGGAGAUAACAGCGCAUGUAAGCUUGUCUCCGGCCUGUUUCAGCAUAGCCUGUCUAAAGUGGGUUACCACAAGAUUGUAGAGAUUCCACAGGGCGCCACGAAGAUCAACGUCACAGAGAUGGUGAAGAGCAGAAACUAUCUUGCUCUGCGCAGUCGGUCUGGCCGAUCGAUUAUUAAUGGAAACUGGGCCAUUGACCGGCCUGGUAUGUAUGAGGGAGUGGGAACCAUGUUCACAUACCAGCGCCCCAAUGAGAUCUCCAGCACCACUGGAGAAUCGUUCCUGGCCGAGGGCCCAACAAAUGAGAUCCUGGACGUUUACAUGAUCUACCAACAGACCAAUCCAGGAGUUCAUUAUGAGUUUAUUAUGCCCUCAGAGAACACUGGAAACUCUCAACAUCAUGAAGACCAACAACUGCAGGUAAAUGUUGUGAACGGGCAGGCUGGUUAUGAUCCGAGCAGCCUUCCGACUCCAGAGGAACGUGAAAAGUCAAGUGUGGUCAGGUAUCCUCCCCCCAUCCCUGACAACCAGUUACCUGCAGCUGCACACCCAGAUAGAUACAGAGACUACAACUGGAAACUCACUGGCACCACAGACUGCAGCACCUCCUGUGGCAGAGGUAGCAGGUACACAGUGUUUGGCUGCGUCCACCGGAUUACUCACACACACGUGCUGAAUGGUCUGUGUGACAGCAGCACCAAACCCAGCGUGCAGGAGGAGCCGUGUAACAUGCAGCCGUGUCCUGCGUUCUGGGACAUUGGCGAGUGGUCUGAAUGCAGUAAGACUUGCGGUUUGGGCAUGCAGCAUCGUCAGGUUCUCUGUCGUCAGGUGUACGCCAACCGUACGUUAAAUGUGCACACCAGUCGAUGUCAGCACCUAGAGCGUCCAGAGACGAGCACCUCCUGCCAGAUGAAGAUCUGCAGCGAGUGGCACAUUCGCUCAGAGUGGAGUUCUUGUUCUGUGCCCUGUGGAGUAGGUCAGAGGACACGCGAGGUGCACUGUGUCAGUAAUGUUGGUGAUAUUGUAGCAGAUGACGAGUGCAACAUGAAACUUCGGCCCAGUGAUGUGGAGAACUGUGAUACUGGUCCCUGUACAAAGAGCUGGUUCUUCAGUGAGUGGAGUGGUCAGUGUUCUGCCGAGUGUGGCGCAGGCAUGCGGACUCGCAACGUUUUGUGCAUCACCAAUUACAUCAGCAGUUUGCCUUUAGAGAGCUGUGGGUCACAGCGCCCCCCAGAGGCACAGCCGUGCAACAACGGCCCCUGUGAAAGCCGCACUGAGUGGUUCACUGGAGCCUGGAGUCAGUGCUCAGCGGACUGCGGCGUUGGCAGCCAGCAGAGGACAGUAGUGUGUUUGAUGAAGUCUGAUGAGGGUUUUGCCAUCAUGCCCCUUUAUGAGUGCUCUUCUCUGGACAGACCGCUCAGCCAGCAGAGCUGCUUCAUCAAAGCCUGUGGAGCAAAGUGGUACCACACAGACUGGAGUGCGUGUUCAAAGACAUGUGCGGGUGGUUACCGUCUGCGAGAGGUGCACUGUCUCUCUGAUCACGUGAUUACCAGUGACAGCUGUGAGGAAACACUAAAGCCGCAUAACAAAGAGGAGUGCAACACCGAGCCCUGCCUGCCUCUAGUUGAUGCAAAUUGUCAAGAUAAAUAUUUCAACUGUAAUGUGGUGGUCCAGGCACGUCUCUGCGUCUAUGACUACUAUAAGAUGGCGUGUUGUGCUUCCUGCACACGUGUGACGCAGAAAAAUUCAGGAAACUGGAGACACACAUAGAACAAGCAUGUGAUGUACCAUCACUUUCGCAUCACAUCACUGCACAGUAACAGACCUGAGUGCAGGUGAAGUGCGUCAAUCGAUAUCAGUGAUUCUUUUGAAGAACAAGCCAGAAAUUCCUGAAGGAGUGACUUUAUAAGAGGGGAAUACAGACUUGCCAUUUAUCACUAAUUCUCUUUGGACAGGAGAAAUGCUGAACUCUAUAUGGCCUGUGGCCUCAGCAUAUAAUGAGAGUAUGGGAGGAUGUUUACAUUGACAACAACUCAUAUGGUGCUUCAGCUGGAAAACAUUUUGAAGAAGGAACACAUUUGUAUUAGAAACAGAACAUUUGAAACUUAAGAUGCACAGUGUGUGCCGUCAGUGUUCUCGUGAAUACACACUACAGAGGGAAGUAUUUUAGAUCAGUUUAGAUCAAGAGUUCUCUGACUGCAAGAACACAUGAUGAUGCUCGUAUCUCAGUAGUGCAGAAAACAAGGCCCAUUUACACUGUAAAGUUUAAAGAGUAAUUGGCACAUUUAAAGUAUCAGUUCACCCAAAAUGUUUAAUUCUCUCAUCAUUUACUAACCCUUAUGCCAUCCCAGACGUGUGACUUUCUUUCUUCUGCUGAACACAAAGAAACAUUUUUAGAGGAAUAUUUCAGCUCUGUAGGUCUUCGCAAUGCAAGUGAAUGGUGACCAAAACUUUGAAGCUCCAAACAUCACAUAAAGGCAGCAAAAUAGUAAUCCAUAAGACUUGUGUUUUAAUCCAUGUCUUCUUAUUCAAUAAGAUAGGUGUGUGUGAUAAACAGAUCGAUAUUUAAGUCCUUUGUUUACCUUUGUUUACCACUAUCAAAAUGUUAAAGUGGAGAUUAAUAGUAAAAAAAUUACUUAAAGGAAUCACAACAUAUCUAUGUUUAUGUAAUUUUUCAGGUCACCAUUCACUUGCAUUGUAUGGACCUACAGAGCUGAGAUAUUCUUUUAAAGAUCUUGUGUUCAGCAGAAGAAAGAAAGUCAUACACAUCUGGGAUGGGAUGAGGGUGAGUAAAUGUAGAGAACAUUUUCAUUUUUGGGUGAACUGUGCCUUUAAAUGCAAAUCAGCCAAAUUAUAUUUUUGUGUGUCUAAGAAAUACAGGAAAACCUGCAAUUAAUGACAUAUUAAUAACCAUAGCAAUGGUUUGGCAUCUUGUGGCUUCAAGGAAGAAACAUGGAUGUCGACAGGUUUACCCGUUUGAUGUUUGAUAUAUAUUAAAGAAAUAUUAGUGGCCAGUGACAUCUCGUCCAACAGUUUUAAACUACCAUUAAACAUGUAUCAUGCAGCUUAUAAAUAGCAUGCUCUCUCUGGACUGUAAUGUAUAUGUUACCCUUAGACCACUGGAUUGAUGGGAGGAACUACAGUGUAGAAAAUCAGUUUCAAACUUUGCGAAUGAUUCCAGACUCGUACCUCAGACUCUGUUGUUUUAUAGAAAUACACCUCAUUGUACACUGCAACAACUAGUUGUUUAGUUUGGUUCUGUACACAUUAUGUGGAUGCAGUUGUCACUACCUGAAUUAUUCUGGAGUGAAUUGGGUAAAUGUGAUAGUUACUUCUGCAAAUAGCUGAACUCUAUGUGAAUAGAACAGGAUUAAACACUCAGACGAGGAGUCACUUUUUAGCUGCAGUGUUAACGUGACAUGUUUGAUUCAGCUGCCUGUAUAAGUAAAGCUGUCACUGUUAUAUCAAUUGGUUCUACAUUGAUGGUUCUUUAAAUCUGAAUCACAGCAGUUGUCAGAUAUGGGUUAUUUGACCUGUUGUUGUUAUUAUUAUUAUUUAAAGGGGUCAUGACAUGAGAAACCAAAUUUGCCUUGAUCUUUUGGUAUAUAAGAGGUCUUUGUAUCAUUAAAACGUCCUGCAAGUUUAAUAUUUUAAGACGUCCUCCCCAUUCUAAACGAAUAAUUUAUUUAAUCAAGCUCAAAAUACAGCUCGUUCUGGAUUCAUGGUUAGAAGUGACGUGUCGGUUAGAAGUGACGUAACAGCGUUUGCAUAUGACCGCCUCCAGCACAAGAUAACUACGCUUUAAGCGCAAGACAACUACGCUCAUUUCAGUAUCGCCGUGCGCCUCACAAGUGUUCAGUCGAUGGACAGCGAGCUCUGACAGAGACUACUUGUACACAGGAAAAUUACGAUGCCACACAGAUGUGCUGUUUCUGGCUGUGGUCAAACAAAACCUCUGAAUAAGCUGCCGAAAGAUCCAGACGUCAGGGAAAAAUGGAUGCAGUUUAUUUUUUGCGGACGUUCCAGUCACGGCAGUGUUAACUUAAGCGUUUGUUCUGUACAUUUUAAGGAUGACUGUUUUGAGAACAAAUCUCAAUAUGAUGCUGGCUUUGCCAGAAAACUGUUGCUCAAAGAUAAGUCCGUGCCGACUAUUCUGGGAACAACGACGACGCAAACUGUAAGUAAUCUAU
Xyrauchen texanus (razorback sucker) is the source of this 5398-nucleotide messenger RNA. RefSeq names its product thrombospondin type-1 domain-containing protein 4-like. Bases 192 to 2978 code for a protein of 928 amino acids. Gene Ontology annotation, cellular component: extracellular matrix. Gene Ontology annotation, biological process: extracellular matrix organization. Gene Ontology annotation, molecular function: metalloendopeptidase activity. Lineage: Eukaryota; Metazoa; Chordata; Actinopteri; Cypriniformes; Catostomidae. The record is from RefSeq and is a predicted model, not a curated record. The transcript is spliced from 18 exons.